AUGGCGCAGCUUGCCUUUGGAACCCCUGCAGAGCAAAAGAAAGUGCCAACAGGUUGCAGCAGCAUCGACAAGGCGCUAGCUGGAGGCCUCGAUUAUGGUAGCGUGGCAUGCAUCAGUGGCGAGACCUCCGCCGGAGCCCGCGAGCUCGCCCAAGCACUCAUGGUCUCGCAUCUUCUUGCCUCCCCAACCGCUACAGUAACAUACAUCGACGCCGCAUUCGCCCAUGAUGUCCGCAAGUUGCACACGGCUCUCGUGCAAGCUGUGAGCCUUCGCGGCGAUCCACCCGAAAAUGCGUUAAAGGCGCUCGAUCGUGUCCAGAUCAUGAAAGUCUUCAAUUUCGAAGGUCUGACCGAGAGUCUGGCGGAAGUUCGCGAGAUGCUGGAGGGCAAGGUCCCCGGCCCAUCGAAGCCUGGGCCUCCAAAUCCUCAAGGACAAGCGGCCAUACCACCUCAAAGCACAAUCAACGACAGCCAAGCCGAAAGCGAAGAAGACGAAAUGCUCGAUGAUGCCCCCUCGGGACUGCCCCAUCAUGCACCACUCCAAACAUCACCCCCGUCACCACCAGUACAGCCGAGUCACCUCCUCAUCAUCGACACCCUAACGCACCUCACCGCCCCCCAGCUCAAAAACAACUACGUUCAAGCCCAAGCCUUACUCCACGCCUUCAUCCGCUCCCUCAAACACCUCACCACCCGCCACAGAAUUUGCACCCUCGUGCUGAACGACGUGCUGGCGAAUGCGAAGAGCGGGAGAGAUGAGUCGUCCAGUGCGUUUGCUUCGUGUGUGGCGCAACCGGCGCUGGGAAAGGGGUUUGCGUUCAUGUUGGAUGUGCAUUUGCUUGUGCAUCGCGUUGGCAAGGGCGCAAUAGCGGUGAAGCAGAAGGGUGGGGAAAAGGAUGAGGUGGCGGUUGUGGAGGUGUUGCAUGAUAGAUAUGGAACGCGGGUGGGGAAGUGGGCGGGGUUUACGGUGGAUGAUGGGGGGUUGUUGAUGGCUGUCACUUGA
Neohortaea acidophila is the source of this 1002-nucleotide messenger RNA. RefSeq lists its product as uncharacterized. Gene Ontology annotation, biological process: double-strand break repair via homologous recombination; DNA strand invasion; reciprocal meiotic recombination. The record is from RefSeq and is a predicted model, not a curated record. Gene Ontology annotation, molecular function: ATP-dependent activity, acting on DNA; single-stranded DNA binding; four-way junction DNA binding. Bases 1 to 1002 code for a protein of 333 amino acids. Lineage: Eukaryota; Fungi; Ascomycota; Dothideomycetes; Mycosphaerellales; Teratosphaeriaceae. Gene Ontology annotation, cellular component: centrosome; Rad51B-Rad51C-Rad51D-XRCC2 complex; replication fork. The transcript has a single exon.